CAGGCCCCGUUGAGUCACCCGAGAUCGUGAUAGAUGGUAUGCUGGAUAUUAUAGCUGAAAAUAAAGGGAUCGAAGAAGAGGGAGAGGAGAUUGGUGAAAAUGGACACAUUGUCGACGCCGACAUCUUUGAAUUUAAUGACGGGCAAGAGGAAGAGGGAACGAGAAAGAAACGUAAUGCUCUCCGCGAUCGUGAAAGUCUAUGGCCAGGUGGUGCUAUUCCUUAUGUAAUCGACGGGUACUAUAAUAUUAAUCACAAGAAACAGAUUCUAGCCGGUAUGCAGCGAUUUCACGAGAAGACUUGUAUACGAUUCGUCCCAAGAACCAUCGAAAGGGAUUAUAUCUUCUUUACACAAAACUUAGGUUGUUGGUCAAUGGUCGGACGGACGGGUGGUCGACAGAAAAUCUCGUUGUCGGGUACCUGUAGGGGUAGUCGAGGCGUCAUCAUGCACGAGCUCAUGCACGCCAUCGGUUUCAGGCACGAACACAACAGACCGGAUAGGGAUGGGUACAUCGAUGUUUACUGGCAGAAUAUCAAAGAAGGAUUCACUACCAACUUCCGUAAGUACAGCAACGACCAGGUGCAGACCCUCGGCACCGGCUACGACUUCUUGUCCCUGAUGCAUUACCCGUUGACAGCGUUCUCCAAGGACGGUAAUUCGGUCACCAUCGGGCCAAGGUACCCGACCUACCAGAUCGGUGAUGUUGGCAACCAGAACGAUUUCAGUCACAUCGAUAUAUAUAGGAUCAACUUGCUCUACAAAUGCGGCCAAUGCGAAGACUCGGAUAAGUACUAUUGUCCGAUCUGGGCGAUGAUGGGGGAAUGUUCUGCUAACAAGGAGUGGAUGACAAAAUAUUGUCCCUUCAGUUGUGAUAGAUGCACUAUAGCUCUCCGAAAGGGUGACGGGCUCGCCUGCAUUGACACAACGUCCAACUGUAAACGUUGGUCUAAGAUCGGGGAGUGUGAACGCAACCCAGCUUACAUGUUGCAAAACUGUCGUCGUAGCUGCAAACAAUGCAGGGCCGUUGACACUGAAACGGGACAAGAAGACGGACUCGCGUGCCAAGACGAUAACACUCUAUGCUACGAUUGGGCAACGCUGGGUGAAUGCAGCAGCAAUGCAAAGUUCAUGAAGAAGCAUUGCAGACGUAGUUGUCGUGUCUGCACUGGCGGGGACGGCAGAAUCAUUAUCGAUACCGAUUCGGACGAAUGCCAAGACACGACGAUGGACUGCGCUCUCUGGGCAGCGCAAAACAUGUGCAAGGAUCGGCAAAAAUGGAUGGCCGAACGUUGCCGGCGAACCUGUCUUUGGUGCAGCCAUCGGAUUGUAACCAUCCCCGACCAGGCCGAUGAAAGCCGCGUGACUGCCGAAGGUGGAGUCGCCACCAACGAGACAUCACGAGCGGGUGACGAAGACAACCGAGUCGGUGACGAAAUCGGCGUCUUGGGCGACGAAACGGGCCGAGUGGGCGACGAAACGAGCCGAGUGGGCGGCGAAGAGACAAGGGGAAGGAAAGAUGAAAUGGGAGCCAGUGAAGGAGAGGAUUUUGGAGACAGGAUAAAUGAUGAAAGGAAUUCAGACGCGGAUGAAGGGAGUAAAGUUGGAGGAAACACAAGGAUUGGAAGUCAAAGUCAUGCAGAGGGAGAGCUCUAUGGAGGAUCCGUAAAUUCAACAGGUUGGAGUAAGCCUCAGGGUUGUGUUGAUGAACAUGAUACAUGUAGUUCAUGGGCUUCGGACGGUGACUGUAUGACCAACCCGGAAUGGAUGGCGAUUAAGUGUCCUGUCAGUUGUGGAUUAUGCGGCGAUAACGGUAUCGUGCCAGCAUGCGUUGACCGGCAUCGGAACUGUUCGUACUGGGCAAUGAUCGGGGAAUGUGACGAAUACCCGGAGUGGAUGGUGGCCAAAUGUCCGCAGAGCUGUGGCCUGUGUGGACCGCAACCAACCGCAGAACAGAUUGAGGGUUGCGAAGAUAACCAUGUGUUUUGCAAACACUGGGCGAAGACCGGGAACUGCGAUUCGGGCCAUGUCUGGAUGCGAGUACACUGCAAAAAGAGUUGUGAUUUCUGCUCACUGCCGAUAAUUAAACCAUCGUGCAUGGAUGCUCAGCAGAGGUGCCGUGAGCUAGCUCUGAAGGGGGAGUGCCGGUCUAACCGUGGGUGGAUGGCCUACCAAUGCCCCCUGAGCUGCGGCACAUGUAAGAAACAGGAUCGAUUUGAAGAAUGCCGAGACAGAAGCCGACGAUGUCAGCAGUAUGCUGCCGAUGGCCAAUGCCACAGCAGACAGAGGUUUAUGAAUGACGUCUGUCCAUACAGCUGCGGUUUCUGCCGCGUUGGGAACACCCUACGAAGCGGUCGCUACCGGUCAUUCGAUCCCGCCUUACUGGACGCCGGUAACAGUCAAAGCGAACAGAACGGCGCGGUUACGGGAGACGAACUUUUACCGGCAUCGAAGCGACGGCCGUCUCAGUCGUUGCGUUCGCGGUUACGGCUCUCCAGUAUAAACGUCAACCGCAAAAGUAACGUUAAUUCAAACAACAACAGCGUUGAUAACCGCAACUUCAACCGCAAAGGAGGGCGAUUUCUCACUUCAAGUGGACAAAAUCAAACACGCGAGUGCAGGGACCGGAACCCUCAGUGCCCAACGUGGGCCAAGACCACCCGAUGCCUCGUCAACCAGGGCUACAUGCAGGAGAACUGCCAACUCAGCUGCAAGUGGUGUCCCAAGGAAGAGACCUGUGUUGAUAUAGAUCCUGGCUGUGAGAAGUGGGCACGAGGAGGUCAUUGCCUUACCAACGAAGAAGGGUUGCGAGAUAAAUGUCAGAAGAGUUGUGGACACUGCGGAGAGGUAGAAGAAUGUCGAGAUGUCCACCGGAAGUGCCGUGAGUGGAGGAAGGAAGGCUGGUGCAAUCGAAGUCCCUUGUUCAUGAGGAAGUUCUGUGCUCCAAGCUGCGGCCUAUGCGACGACAACAGACCAGGAAACCACAACGUCACCGUCGUUCAACCAGCCGCAACGACUGCACCAGUGAAAGCAAAGAAGACGACCAAACAGAUAAAGCAAGCAAAACUCGCCAAACAGAAGAAGCUCGAGCAACAACAACAGGAGAGGGAAGAGCAGCGUGCAGAGCAACAGCUGGUGGAACGGCAGCGGCAGGAGGAUAGAUACGUUGCACUUGGCCUCGAUGAAGUCCAGAGACUGAUUCUCAACACCGACGGGAACCUGACCAUCAAAGAGAUCAAAUCGCUCAAGAGGGCACGCAAGACAUUGAAGCAACGUCAGCAGCAGGAGAAGGAAUUCCGGGCCAUCCAGAAGGCGGCCAAACGGAACAACCUCAACCGAGAGACAGAACCUAUCAUGGAAGGGCUCGACGAAGCAGCCGUCCGCCAGUGACAAACCAAACCCAUACCAUCUUUCUUUGUGAUACAACUCAGUGAUCAAAGUUAACGAUCCAAAAAGCAUGGUUGGAAUAUCCUCCAUGAAGAUGAUGAUGAUGACGAUGAUGACAACAGCUACAAAUUGAUAGCACAAUACUCAUUUUGAUGUAAACGUUGACGAGUUUGUGUAGAAUGUUAUUAUGUCACCAGAAUCAAUGUUUUAUAAUUAAGGUCGUUGAAAUUGCGUAAUGGGUGGUGGAAUCGCAGUAUAUAGUGUUGGGAUGUGUGAGGUGUCAUCGUUCAGGUGUGUGUUUAGGUAGAAAGAUUAUACGAAAUUAUGAUAAUAAAAAGAAUGAAAUUGGAAUACCUUUUAUACAUGGCAGGGUAUCUUAAAAACUAAAAGAAUUCGUGAUUGCUAGACAAACUUUCAAUGUGCGUUUUGCAUUUGAGUGCUUAUUUAAGAUUACAUAAUAAAUAUCGAUGGAAAGGAUUCAGUUAUGCGGUAACCAUGGUAACAAAUAUUUCAAAGAUCUUUGGUUGCUAGUGACGUUGUUGUAAUUGCAUUCAAUAGGUACUACUUAGUGCAAUUUUUUUCAUAUUUUAUUACUUGACAAAGGACAAUAAAAUGAUAACAAUGUGCAGAUUACUGGCGAGUCAUUUUUUACCAAUUCACUCAGUUCAACCUCAACCUUUGUCUUUUCAUCUUCUCUUCUUCUUCUCAUUGCUAUUGUUCUUUUUCUUUCAUCUUCUCUUCUUCAAUUUUCGUCUUCACCAUGUUCUUCGUCCCCCUCCUCCUCUUCUUUUUUCUUUCGCGUAUCUCCUUUCUUUUCAUAUUUCUCUCUAAUAUCCUUUUUCAUCUUUUUCUUUUUCGUUUUAUCUUCUAAUUAUCCUUCUUCAUCGUCUUUUUGUUUUUCUUCACUCCUUUAUAUUACCUUUUCUUCUUUUUUAAAAACCUUUGUAUUACCUUUUCUUGAUAUUACCUGUAAAGAAAUAGCAGAGUUAACAAUACAUCUUGAAAUAAAAAUAUAUUAUGUUUGCGCCCUUUCAUAUUUUUAUACACGCUUAAAACCAAUCAGUAUCCAAUAAAGUGCCUUCGAGACAGUAAUAUAUUUUUUGUUUGUUUUCAUAUGUCGGAAAGAUUUACAAAGUUAUUAUCACAAAAGUAAUGCAUUAUACAGUCCCUCAAACCUGUUAUCAGGGAACGUUUGAUUAAAUAAAAACAACAAUAUUUUGAAUUUCAUUUAAACCUGUGAUAUUGCUUUACUAGGGCAAAACGUGGUAAGGUUGUCUAUUACUUAUAGAUAGUAUUUUAUAGUUUGAGAGUAAUUAAGUUUAUUUCAUGUACGAUAGAAAAGAAAUCUAUUACAAAUUUGCAUGUUCAAAGUAUUGUGUAUUUUAAUUUUAUACUAAUGAUAGAUCUUUUUAAAAUAAAGUGAUUUUUCUGAGAAA
Molecule: messenger RNA, 4819 nt
Organism: Lytechinus pictus (painted urchin)
Lineage: Eukaryota; Metazoa; Echinodermata; Echinoidea; Temnopleuroida; Toxopneustidae
Exons: 19
Coding region: 39-3386 (1115 amino acids)
Biological process (GO): proteolysis
Molecular function (GO): metalloendopeptidase activity; zinc ion binding
Source: RefSeq, a predicted model, not a curated record